Molecule: messenger RNA, 2451 nt
Organism: Phialemonium atrogriseum
Lineage: Eukaryota; Fungi; Ascomycota; Sordariomycetes; Cephalothecales; Cephalothecaceae
Exons: 12
Coding region: 1-2451 (816 amino acids)
Biological process (GO): monoatomic anion transmembrane transport
Cellular component (GO): cytosol; mitochondrial outer membrane
Molecular function (GO): asparagine synthase (glutamine-hydrolyzing) activity; voltage-gated monoatomic anion channel activity
Source: RefSeq, a predicted model, not a curated record
AUGUGUGGCAUAUUCGCCUGUCACUGUCAUCCAGACGUCAAAAAGUUCAAGCCGACUGCUCUUCGGCUCUCGAAGGCAAUUCGGCAUAGGGGACCUGACUGGAGCGGGAGUGUCAUCUCUAACAACACGAUACUUUGCCAUGAACGACUCAGCAUCGUCGGCACAGAGAGCGGAGCUCAGCCACUCACCAAUGCUGAUGAGAGCAUUAUCCUCGCCGUCAAUGGCGAGAUUUACAACCACCGUCUGAUCCGGAAGGGCCUGACGAACCCCUACCACUUCAAGACCACGUCGGAUUGUGAAGUCAUCAUCCCCCUGUAUAUGCAGUAUGGUAUCGAUGCGCCAAAAUACCUCGACGGCAUGUUCUCCUUCGUCCUCUACGACAAGAACCUCGAUCGCACCAUCGCCGCCAGAGACCCUAUCGGCAUCACCACCUUCUACCAAGGUUGGUCGUCCAAGGAACCCGGCACUGUGUACUUUGCCUCCGAGCUCAAAUCCCUGCACCCGGUCUGCGAUAAGAUCGAGGCUUUCCCCCCGGGCCACAUCUUCGACAGCAAGACCAACGAGAGGACACGGUACUUUGAACCCUCGUGGUGGGAUGGUUCGAAGACUCCCGACACCCCCCUGGACUUGAAGCUCCUCCGCGAGACCUUGGAGAGAUCUGUUCGGAAACGAUUGAUGGCCGAGGUCCCUUACGGUGUUCUGUUGUCCGGUGGCCUCGACUCGAGUCUGGUCGCCUCGAUUGCGCAGCGGGAAACCCUGCGGCUCCGGAAAUUGGCGGAAGCUGCCGGCGAGGACGCAGAGCAGAAGCCCGAAGAGCAGGACCGUGGCGAAGGCCUAGUGGGUAUCGAUGAUGACAACCAGCUGUCGACCAUGACCUUCCUCCCACAGCUCAACUCGUUCUCGAUCGGUCUCCCCGGGUCUCCCGACAACAAGGCCGCUCUCGAGGUUGCCAAGUUCCUCGGCACUAAGCACCACGUCAUGACUUUCACUAUCGAGGAUGGUCUCAACGCAUUGUCGGAUGUCAUCUACCACCUGGAGACGUACGACGUCACGACCAUCCGUGCUUCGACGCCCAUGUACCUCCUUUCGCGGAAGAUCAAGGCCAUGGGCAUCAAGAUGGUCCUGAGUGGCGAGGGUAGCGACGAGAUUUUCGGCGGCUACUUGUACUUCCACAACGCACCCGACAGGGCAGAAUUCCACGACGAGUGCGUCCGCCGAGUCAAGAACCUACAUCUUGCCGACUGUCUUCGGGCCAACAAGUCCACUUCCGCCUGGGGCUUGGAGGCACGUGUUCCCUUCUUGGAUAAGCGAUUCCUCGAGGUCGCCAUGGACAUUGACCCGAAGGAGAAGAUGAUCACCAAGGAGCGGAUCGAGAAGUACAUCCUGCGCAAGGCCUUCGACACGUCCGACGACCCAGACGCCGAGCCGUACCUGCCGGAGAAGAUUCUGUGGCGGCAGAAGGAGCAGUUCUCAGAUGGCGUCGGCUAUGGCUGGAUCGAUUCCCUGAAGGACCACGCCGAGAUCCACGUCACUGAUGAAAUGAUGAAGAACCCGAAGCCCGAGUGGGGCAGUGAUAUCCCCGACACCAAGGAAGCGUACUGGUACCGCUGCAUGUUUGACGAACACUUCCCGCCGUCAUGCGCUUCGACGGUCAUGAGGUGGACGCCCAAGUGGUCCGCGCAGACAGACCCCAGUGGCAGGUAUGAUUUUUACCACCUGUCUGCCGGAACCCUCGAGGUCAAGAGCAACACCCCCAACAAUGUUGCAUUCAAGGUGACCGGCAAGAGCAGCCACGACAAGGUCACCAGCGGAGCGACCUGGAACACUGCCAACGCUCUGGAGAGCAAGCUUGAGCUGGCCGACAGCCUGGCCAAGGGCCUGAAGGCCGAGGGUAUCUUCUCCUUCCUGCCCGCCGCCCAGGCUCGCGGUGCCAAGUUCAACUUGCACUUCAAGCAGCCCAACUUCCACGGUCGCGCCUUCUUCGACCUGCUCAAGGGCCCCACCGCCAACGUCGACGCCGUCAUCGGCCACGAGGGCUUCCUCGCCGGCGCCAGCGCCGGCUACGAUGUCCAGCAGGGCAAGGUGACCGGCUACAGCGCCGCCGUCGGCUACCUCGCCCCCACCUACACCGCUGCCGUCACUGCCACCGACAACCUCAGCGUCUUCGCUGCCAGCUACUACCACAAGGUCAACAGCCAGGUCGAGGCUGGCGCCAAGGCCACCUGGAACUCCAAGAGCGGAAGCACCGUCGGCCUCGAGGUUGCCAGCAAGUACCGCCUGGACCCCGUCUCCUUCGUCAAGGGCAAGAUCAACGACCGUGGUGUCGCCGCCGUUGCCUACAACGUCCUCCUCCGUGAGGGUGUCACCUUCGGCAUUGGCGCUUCCUUCGACACCCAGAAGCUCGACCAGGCCACCCACAAGGUCGGCACCAGCUUCACCUUCGAGUCCUAA